Molecule: messenger RNA, 2164 nt
Organism: Amoebophrya sp. A25
Lineage: Eukaryota; Dinophyceae; Syndiniales; Amoebophryaceae
Source: the annotation of a GenBank genome assembly
GGCCGACGUUUCCUCCUACUUUUGUCCCAGAACUCAAGCAAGUCCGUGGGUCGCUGCUCUGCCCACCCUGCAACCGCGGCAAGUACGGAUUUUGAAAACUGGCGUAUCGAAUCUCGUUGGCAACGUUGCGAUCGGACACCAAUCCGAAGUCCGUGAUCCCACCAAAGCGGAAGGCUGGGUGAGCCUUCUCCCACGUAAGCGGAAAGAUCCGAACGCGACGCGCAAUUCGCGGGCCAUCUCGGAAAUAGUGGAAAUAACUGUACUCGCCGUCCGCCUUGCCAACCACAAAGUUAUCGUUUACCCCAAUGGUCCGCCGCAACUCGUUCGCGUCCUGCGUUCCCAUUUCUUCUGUUAGGAUACGAGAGAAGCUCUCUCCCGAUUCACAAUUCAUUUGUGGGAAAAAAGGUAAUCAUGCGUGUUCAGAUGCUCUGUUUCCGUGUGAUGUUGUUCUUGUUCCUUUCAUUGCCUUUGGCCGCACUUUCCCUGGAGGAAGCCGUUGUGGAUAAAGCGGCCGAUAUUGCCAGCCCCGUGGGAGCGCCCCAGACCUCCAAGGGAGGGAUGUAUGGCCGCAAAAGCGGCUCUGCGGAGGGUAUUUACUUAUUACCUUUUGGCUCGCAGACUUCCACUCUAAACGUUUUCGCGCGCCUCAGCGCGUUCAAUUUGACACAAUGGAUGUGAUUGCUCAUGCAACGACGAAGCUACUCUGAAUCUGAUUCAGCAAACGACUCUGAAGCCAUUCGCUCAUCAAUCGAAGAGUCAACACGCAACGACAUAGGUUCCAGUCCGUCGGACCGACCCAGCGCGUUUACCCAGAUGACGCGCAAUAAAUCCGCGCUGAAAGUACCGAAGCACCGAGUGCGCCAACUGCGGCAAGCUCGCGAGAUUGCGCAAGCGGCGGAGAAACACCGCGGAUCUCGUCUUCGAGUACGGCGCCAACGCUGUGCAGUUCGGUCUGUUGGACGCCGACGAGAGCGGGCACCUCGAGGGUGCGGAAAUGGAGGCUUGCCCGCCGUCGGCUGAUCUCAAUCAGGACAAGAGGCUGGAUCUCGGAAGCAUGAUCAGUACUGCUCCGGUGCUCUUUCGGAGGGAAGCGAUGUUCCGUCCUCGUUUCUGUCCGAGAAAUCAGGGAAGUUUGUCUUCUAUCUGGGACAGUAUCGCCCGCUGAGUAGGGAGGGGAGCGACUACUCGGUCAGGCUCCCCGAUGGGCAAGGCUUGUCCGGGAGCAACUUUCGUAAGUUUGCCAAUUUCUAGUUGUUCCUUUUACACCGUGACUUUACCGUUCUUUAUUUUAGUGUCGGAUUUUAUUUUUAACUUCAUCUAGGGUUGAAAGAAACCUCCAAUCCUCAACAUUAUGCAGGUCGCACUGAGCUGUACGACAGCAAAAAGCACGGCGAAUACUACACUGUGAACUCGGAUGGAGAGUACGUGAACCAAGGAAUUUUGCAGCAAGUAUUGACGUGUGCCCGAUAAUUUCUGUUUGAAUGCAAAGUCGUAGCCAUGCUAUCGGUAUUCGUACAGAGCUUGCAACUACUGUAGUUGCAUGCCCAUGCUCUUAUUUUUGAUAAGUACCGAACUGCGUUCUCAUCAUGUAGCGCAACAUGAUGAGAAGGCAACCACGACGAAGAAAUGAAGAAGACCGAUGAGGGGUCUUUGAUUGCGCGGCUGCAGGCUUGUUUGUGAACCCAAUACACGCGCAAUUUUGGUGCUCAUACCUGGUAGCAUCCACGUCCGUUGAGGAUCGUAACCGCGUAGAUUUCCCAAAAUUGCCGUUCACCACAGCCACGGCGACGGUCGUUUCUCGAGUUGUUGUGCUGCUGAACACAGAACGCAGAGUGCGUGACCAAUUUGAUCGACUACUACCCAGAAGGGCCAGCACCAGGAGGCGGGUAUAUUACUGCGGUGGGCCCCCAUGGCUCUCCUCUUGAUUUAAGUGAUUUGUUGUUCGCCCCGCUUUGUUCUUUUAUGGGAAGAUGAAAUAGGUAGUACGAUGGAUGUUGUCGAGGAGUGAAUAUUUAUAACAGCCCUUCAGGGAGUGGGAGAAGGGCCAGGCCCCGGCUGUGCCACGUUUGGCCAGACUUUCUGACCAUUCGCUGGGCACCGCGCGCAAAAACUACCUCCAGUCACUCACAUUUCUCAACACGAAGCUCCACUGAAGAAUAGCAGA